UGAACGCCGUCAGAAAGCCAAGCAGCCUUGAGAGUGAGAAGUCCUGACACUCUGGGCGUACCGGUCCUGCAGGCUUGUCUCAUUUCUAGCUCGAUGACAAAGACUACGGAAAAAUGGAUUAUCGACACACUUUUGCGUCCAACGACCUUGAGGUGCUUCGGAGCUCUCUUGGACUUCCAGCAGAGUCUCUAGCAAAGCCUUCUCGAUGUGGCAGUGUUCGCAGUCGCAAUGUCGUAUUCGGUCUCGAUCGAUUUUGAGGGUCUGUCAAGCAUCAUGGAUGCCACGACGACUUCUCAAGGUCAGGUUGGAAUUGCAAUCUUCGACACGCGGGAUCUCACCCCUUCUUUGUCUUCCUCUUCUUCCGUUGGAAGCAUGAUCACCACCCACAACUUUGUCACGGGCUCAUCUCAUUACUGUGCCUCUGCCACCAAGAGGUUUCUGUUUGGCGAGACAAUCACGAUAUCCCAGCAAGAAAUGUUUCAGAAACUGGAGUCCGUAAUCCCCCUCACGAGAAACAUUAUUCUUGUGGGACAUGACAUUUGGAACGAUUUGAAAGUAUUACGAUACCUGAAGUUUGAUACACGGACAUCGAUCUUGGGCAUUCUCGAUACCCAGCAGAUCGCCCGUGAAGUUCCUUCAACAGCUGCCAGCUCCGGUAGGCUUCGCAACAUCUUGACAGAGCUUCGUUGCCCAUUUGAUGAACUUCACUCAGCUGGAAACGAUGCCAACUUCACACUACGAGCCUUGUUGUUAUUGGCAGUCCAGUGCUAUGCUAGUGAGACACUCUGUCAGGAAGAUCAACGGACGCUAGAAUUGAUCAGGGAAGUCGCACAAUACCCCAUACCAAACAGGCGGGAUUUGAAAGAAGCCAGGGCACUUAAGAAGAAGAUGAAAAGGCUUGAAAAGUCUCGGAAGCACCAGGCGAAGUCAUGGGACACUGAGACGAAGGAAAGUAUAAGAGCAGAACGAGCAGCCAGGAGGAUCACGCGAGAGGAUGGCGACCUGCAACUCCUUUGACUUCGGCCUCAAACAUUUUAGACAUAACCAAAUGCAGAAACUCUCGUCUUGAUAGAGUGUCGUAACAUAAGGACUUCGUUCAGGGAUCCUGUUAAAUUCGAUACAUUCACAAUCCUCAAUCGGCUUCCCAUGUGGUUCAGGUCAACCUCGCCU
This is a messenger RNA of Exophiala viscosa, 1170 nucleotides long. Its product is annotated as Polynucleotidyl transferase. Lineage: Eukaryota; Fungi; Ascomycota; Eurotiomycetes; Chaetothyriales; Herpotrichiellaceae. Gene Ontology annotation, cellular component: nucleus. The coding region runs from base 229 to 1017 and encodes 262 amino acids. The record is from RefSeq and is a predicted model, not a curated record. The transcript has a single exon. Gene Ontology annotation, molecular function: nucleic acid binding.